CACAUAAACAAAGCCACAUUGGGCAGACUGGAUAGUUGAAGCUCGCGUUGCUGUCAGUGAGCGGAGUCCGGGUGUGUUUUCUCUCUCUCCCCCCUCUCUCUAUCUCUCUCUCUCUCUCGCUCGCUCUAUCUAUGCUUGGCGUUGCGGCUACCGACGCGCAUGGUUUGGAGCUUUUACUAAAACUGAUGAAUGACCAUCUACAUGCUUCUCGCAUGGACUGAACGACACGAUCCUGAUGUGAAAGAGAGGCAGAUCCGGAAAAGAGCCGCUCUCUUCAACCCUGACAUCCACACAGCUCCUGACAUUGCUAAUUUCAAGUGCCACCGGGGAGGUGUCAGAAAACUUGAGCCAUGCCCUGCGUCCAGGCUCAGUAUGGAUCAUCACCUCAAGGAGCCAGCCCUGCUUCCCAAAGCUACAGCUACCACACCGCAGGAGAAUACAGCUGCGACUUCCUAACGCCCGAGUUUGUUAAGUUUAGCAUGGACUUGACCAACACUGAGAUCACAGCCACGACUUCUCUCCCAAGUUUCAGCACCUUCAUGGACAACUAUAACACCGGUUACGACGUGAAACCGCCUUGUCUGUAUCAGAUGCCACACUCUGGAGAGCAGUCCGCCAUCAAGGUGGAGGACGUCCAGAUGCACAGCUACCAUCAGCAGAGCCACCUGCCGCCCCAGUCGGAAGAAAUGAUCGCUCACACUGGGCCUAUGUACUUCAAACCCUCUUCGCCUCACUCCCCCAGCACACCAAACUUCCAGGUUCAGCCUAACCACAUGUGGGAGGACCCCGGCUCGCUCCACAGUUUCCACCAGAACUAUGUCACCUCUCACAUGAUGGAUCAGCGCAAGAACCCCAUGUCGAGGCUUUCGCUCUUCUCCUUCAAGCAGUCCCCGCCCGGUACCCCCGUGUCCAGCUGUCAGAUGAGGUUCGACGGGCCGCUGCACGUCUCCAUGAACCACGACAACCCGGGCGCGCACCGCGGCCUGGAUGGUCAGAGCUUCGCGGUGCCCACCGUAAUAAGGAAGCAGGCCGGUCUGGCCUUUCCUCACUCCCUGCAGCUGAGCCACGGGCACCAGCUGGUGGACAGUCAAGUUCCAUCGCCUCCUUCAAGAGGAUCUCCGUCAAACGAGGGUCUGUGUGCGGUGUGUGGGGACAACGCAGCCUGCCAGCAUUAUGGAGUGAGGACUUGCGAGGGCUGCAAAGGAUUUUUCAAGCGCACCGUUCAGAAGAAUGCCAAAUACGUCUGUUUAGCGAAUAAAAACUGUCCAGUCGACAAACGCCGGAGAAAUCGGUGCCAGUUUUGUCGUUUCCAAAAGUGCCUCGUCGUUGGAAUGGUGAGAGAAGUUGUCCGAACAGAUAACCUGAAAGGACGGAGAGGACGCCUACCAUCCAAACCCAAAAGUCCCCAGGAGCCCUCCCCGCCGUCGCCGCCGGUGAGCCUCAUAAGCGCGCUGGUCAGGGCCCAUGUGGACUCCAACCCCUCCAUGUCUGCUCUGGACUACUCAAGAUUCCAGGCGAGCCCUGACUACCAGAUGACCGGAGACAACACUCAGCACAUCCAGCAGUUCUACGACCUCCUGACGGGCUCCAUGGAGAUCAUACGGGGCUGGGCGGAGAAGAUCCCAGGCUUCUCUGAUCUUCCGAAGCAGGACCAGGACCUCCUCUUUGAAUCCGCUUUCCUUGAGCUUUUCGUUUUGCGGCUGGCAUACAGGUCCAACCCGGUGGAAGGAAAACUCAUCUUUUGCAACGGGGUGGUGUUGCACAGACUACAGUGCGUCCGUGGAUUUGGAGAGUGGGUGGACGCCAUCGUGGAGUUUUCUUCCAACUUGCAGAGCAUGAACGUAGACAUCUCAGCGUUCUCCUGCAUCGCGGCUUUGGCCAUGGUAACAGAGCGACAUGGACUAAAGGAACCCAAGAGAGUCGACGAUCUCCAAAACAAGAUCGUCAACUGCUUGAAAGAUCAAGUGACAUUCAAUGGUGGCGGUUUGAAUCGUCCCAACUACCUGUCAAAACUCUUGGGAAAGCUGCCCGAACUGCGCACUCUAUGUACCCAAGGUCUGCAGCGUAUCUUUUACCUAAAGCUAGAGGACCUAGUCCCUCCGCCGGCAAUAAUUGACAAACUUUUUCUCGACACUCUACCUUUCUGAGUGCAACUCCGAGGCAAAAACCUCAAAGAACUUCCAAACAAUAUAAAACAAAAGACUGAGGCGACGAUUUUCAACUUUUUUUUUCUCCUAAUUUUUUGGGAGGGGGAAUUCGUAAAAUAGAAUUCAUGAGGAGUGACGAAAAAUAACAGAAAUCGGAGAGGAAAUCAUUAUUUUCUUUCUUUCUUUCUUUCUUUCUUUCUUUCUUUCUUUCUUUCUUUCUUUCUUUCUUCUUCACAUGUAAUAUUCUCCAUUUAUAUAUAUAAAUAUAUAUAUAUGUACACAGUAAAUAUAUAAACACGCGCGCACACGCACACUCGCAGGUUCUGUGUUCUGAUAGAUGACAUGAUGUCUCGAAUGCAUCGGGUUAUAACACGUGUACAGAGUUUGUUAUAAUGAAAAGGUUGACUUUUCUUCUUCUUUUCUUCUUCUUUUCUUUUCUUUUUUGGAUUCGUGCCUCUGUGUUUCUGACAGGAUCCCAAAAACCAGAUAAGAAAACGCAUGUUCCACUUUCUGUUCCUUUCCUUCUCUCUUGUUCUUUUAUAGGCACUUGCUGAGGUGAUGUCUAUAUAUAAAAUAUACCGGACACUAUGUAGUCUGCUAGAUUUGAUACAGAUCAGUAGUUAUGGCACUCCUUUUAUGUAUGAAUCAAAUGUGGAAAAAACAAACAAACAAAAAAAAAACAAUAUUCCAUCUGUAUAGAAAUGAGGGACCCAUGGUGUUUGUAAAACUGUCAGACAUUCCUUGUUUGUAUGUGCUGUAAGUAUUGUUGCUGUUCAAUAUAAACGUUUCUAUAUAUUUAUUAUUUCUACUGCCAAGAGCUACACUAAGCAUGGUGCAAUUUAAACGAUUUAAAAACCCACCCGAGUUCAUGCUGAGCACGUUGUCUAUGUUUUAUGUCUUCUAGGUAGUUUUGGUUUAACGGAGGUGGAGGAGGAGAGAAAUAAUCCAUUCUAUUUUAAUUGGUUCAUGAGUGUGUGAUAUGGGCCUCCAUCUCUGGCAUCAUGGUGUAAUUACUGCAGCUUGUGUAACGCACUCGGUGCCGAAUUGAAGAAAAAAAGAAACAAAAACUUAAGAAAGAAAGACAUAUUUAAUGUUUACAAAUAAAAUUUCUAAAUCAAA
Nothobranchius furzeri (turquoise killifish) is the source of this 3266-nucleotide messenger RNA. RefSeq names its product nuclear receptor subfamily 4, group A, member 2a (gene nr4a2a). Gene Ontology annotation, molecular function: nuclear glucocorticoid receptor binding; RNA polymerase II cis-regulatory region sequence-specific DNA binding; zinc ion binding. Gene Ontology annotation, cellular component: transcription regulator complex; nucleus. NCBI's taxonomy places the organism in Eukaryota, Metazoa, Chordata, Actinopteri, Cyprinodontiformes, Nothobranchiidae. The record is from RefSeq and is a predicted model, not a curated record. Gene Ontology annotation, biological process: regulation of transcription by RNA polymerase II; central nervous system neuron differentiation; cellular response to corticotropin-releasing hormone stimulus.